AUGUUCAAGCCGAGAAUUCCAGAGAAGAUGUUUGACCGAUCAGCGCACCCGAAGAUCAUAUUUGUGAAAGUUGUUGAGCUCUUGUUCCUCAGAGGUACACAUGUUAUCGUCCAUUUGGCACAUGGGAAAUGGGAUUUUCCCGGAAAGAAAAGAGAUCUCGAUUUCUUGCAUUGGGUCCAAAUUGGCCCGCUGGCGGUGUCGAGAAGCAGGGUCAUCUCAGUGCCUGGGCUCCCAAUUUUGAUCUUGACUGAGUAUCGUAAAUCAUUUUUGUCGACUGGGAGUCGUAUUUUGUUGGCAUCGAGAGUCUCGUUAAUUGGGGGUGCGUAG
This is a messenger RNA of Striga asiatica, 327 nucleotides long. Lineage: Eukaryota; Viridiplantae; Streptophyta; Magnoliopsida; Lamiales; Orobanchaceae. The record is from the annotation of a GenBank genome assembly.